AAAAGAGUUAGAUGAAAUUAUCGAAAAUUUAGUCUUGUAAAUAAGAUGCUUAUUUUCAGUACUAGUGAUCUCCUGACAAGAAAAAACAUGGCGUUCAAAUUUUUUUACAAAAAUUCAAAAAUGAUUUAAAUUUUUUGAAUUACGUUCUAGUGUGAGCGGUAAUUCAAUAAACUAGGAGACAUGGAUCAACGUCUUUCCACGUUGUAACAUUUCAAGUGGUAGGAAAGAACAAAUUAGGCCCCUUGGUAGCGCUAAAGUUACAAUGGAAUUUUCGCAGAGACGAAUGUCAAAAUCAAAAAUCAGCUCCACUGGAUCAGACACUUCAAGUAGUGCAUCAAUGGCAGUGGCAUGGAAAAAAUGUUCAUAUUGCCAUGAUUCCCCAAUUUUCAAAGGCCCUAGAGACUUUUGUGCCCAUCUUAGGGAGUAUCACUGUACAAAAGAGGGUGGAUCUUACGUCUGCCGAUAUGGGUCAAACAAAGUCUGUCCAUCACUCCCAUUGGAGGGGGUCAGUGAUAGGGAUUAUGAGGACCAUGUUGCAAGAGAUCAUGUUGCUGGUGAACCAGGAAGACACAAAAAAGGCUACAUCCAUGAUAGUGAUGGUGGGGGCAAUAGAACAGACAAUACUGCAGCCAGCACACCAACUGUCUCAGAGCCAUCUAUAGUUACAGAUCAAUAUCGAUGGACAGUUUUUAAUUCCAAAGUCAAUUUACCUGCACUUUUGAAUGAUCCGCGUCUCACACGAAGACAAACAGACUUUUUUACAAAAACCUGGGGAGAAGGAUUUGAAAAAUGUGAUAUUUUACCAUCUCCCUACAUUCCAGUUAUAACCAAAGCCCAUUUUGACAAGUAUCUUCAUAAAAUCUCAAAGAGAUUAAAAAAGCAUAAUCGCUAUACAGAACUGGUGCCAAAUGUAGUCCAGAGUGACUCCAAUCCGAAUGAAGUCUUUCCUGCUCUGAAACAUAGACAGUUUGCAAUAGACCACUCAUCACGUGCAGUAUUAGAACAAGUCCCUAAGCUAUUUAUGACCCCAGGGUUUAGUCUGACCAACCCUGAUACAUUUAGUGCAGUAUUCCCCUGGACUCAAGUAGAAUCCAGUACUAGAACAUCUCCAGGCUCUAAGCCACAACAACAGUCAUCAAAACUAUUACAAGAAAAGAUGAGUCAUUACCUAGACCUAGUUGAGGUUCAAAUUGCCAAGCAGAUCUCAAUGAAGUCUGAUGCUUUCUUCACUGCUAUCUCCUCACAGAAUAAACUGCAAGAUGAUAUGUUGAAAACAUGUGCUGCAAUCAAACACCUAAGGGAUAAAAUACACAAGCUAAAUAGUGUUCUAGUCGAGGGGCCAUUGAAGAUAAUGAAGCUGACAGAGUCAAGGUCGAAUCAUAUACAAGCAUACAAUAAGUUAAAACUAAUGGCCACAGUCCACCAAACCCAGCCAACCAUCCAAAUGCUGCUCUCAACAAAUGAGUUCGUUGGAGCCAUAGAUCUUAUAUCUACAACGCAGGAAGUUUUAACUCAAGAACUGGCUGGAAUUCACAGUUUUAGGCAUCUUGGAAGUCAGCUUGCAGAAAUGGAGAAGUUGAUUGAUAAGAUGAUGCAGGCAGACUUCAUACGCUAUGCUACUGCAGACCUCAACAGACCUCUAGAUGAAGGCUCGGAACUCAUGGAAGAGGAGCGUUUAGUGGCCAUAGUAUUUGGCCUUCUUCGCCAACACAAGUUCAACUUCAUAGAUGUCUACAGGGAAGAGGCUUGCACUGCUAUGAAAGCUGCAGUCAAACAGACAGUUGUGCAGGCAGUCUCUGAGGCAGAGGACAUUGAUACAGAUCUACCUGUGGGAAGUCUUGCUGACCAGAUGCGUUUGCUGAAUUUCACCCAGUGGAUGACACUCCUCGGCCAAGUUUUUGUAAAUCUCCUCAUCAUUCUUAACAGGGUCAAGGCUGUUUGCAGUGUUAUAAUUACCGUGCUGAACCUGGCAUCCUCUCAACAGACAAUUAAACCAACAUACAGUGGUAAUACUGACCCUAUCUGUAAUGGUAGCACCAAUCCUUUUGAGGAUGACCUUGACCCUGAAGAUCGCACAUUCCCUGAAGAUGCUGGUCAUGACAGUGGAGAUCAUUUGGUUGGAGGUCAAGGUCACGAUUCCCCAAAAAACACUCUAAAUGGAGAAGGUGAAGGUCAUGACAUUGAUGGAGAGACCUCAGUUAAUAAUACUCUAGAAACUAGUCCAAUACACCUCCCAGGGGUAACUAACUUAUCAUCUAAUCAAAGACUUAACAUCUUUACUACCUCAAAAAGAGAUGGUGACGUUGAUCUGAUGGUAACUCAAAAAGAUUGCAGUACGUUACAUAACAACAUCAGGGACUUAUUAUGCCAGGUCUGUGACCACGCACAUGACAGAUGCGUUAAGGUCAUAGUGGCACGCGCCAAACAUGGCUUCCUGGAAAAAUUAUCUUCUAGUGAAUUUGUGACACUUUCUCGGGAGAUUGAAGAGUUUGUGAAGGAUUGUGAGUUGUUAUGUGGUCGGAAGAGUAUGUCGUUACGAGGGAGUCUACAAAGUCAGGCCAAUAGAUUUGUUACUAGGUUCCAUGAGGAAAGGAAAACCAAAUUAAGUUUAAUACUAGACAAUGAGAGAUGGAAACAAGCUGAUGUUCCAGAAGAAUUUCAAGAUCUCGUCAAUUUUAUCUCAGAACACAAAAAGUUAGCGUUACCAGAAAAAAAGGCGGAUGCAGGAUAUUCAAAUGGCUGUGACAUAAUAAUCGAAAAGAGUCCAAGUGAAUGCCUUUUAGUAAACUCUCAGAAAUACACUGUAGUAGGGACAGUACUGAUGCUGUUGAAGAUGGUGAUAGAGUAUUGUCAGUGUAUUGAUGACAUUCCUACAAUAGCACCUGACAUGUUGACACGUGUCAUAGAACUCCUAAAGAUCUUCAACUCUAGGACUUGUCAACUGGUUUUAGGAGCUGGGGCACUUCAGUUAGUUGGCCUGAAAACAAUCACAACAAAAAACCUAGCUCUGGCAUCACGUUGUCUCCAAUUGGUUGUUUACUACCUUCCAAUGGUUCGGAAUCACUUUGAAACAAGAUUGCAAGGAAAACAACAAAAUAUGAUGAAGCAUUUUGAUUCCAUAUUAAAAGACUAUAAUGACCACAUACAAGAGAUCUCCAAUAAACUUGUUGCCAUUUUGGAAGGCAUGCUGGAAGCUCAAUUAUCAAGGUGGGAAGUGAAGGCCCCCAUGCCUUCUCCAGCAUUUAGGGGGAUAUGUAAGCAGAUGUCUAAGUUCCAUGAGGCUGUCGUGGACCUGUUACCAAUGCCACAAGUCAAGGAGAUAUUUGCAAAGGUUCAUGAACUGUUCAAAGAAAGGUUACAUUUAUUGGUAGUCCACUUCAGUGUACGCAAUGAUGGGGGACCACAGCAUGGACUUGUGUCUUCAGACCUGGCAUUCUAUACUGGAAAUAUCAGUAAGUUAGAGGGCCUACAAUCUCUGGACUACUCAAUGGACAGUAUAUGGGACAAAACAUGAGCUAUGUCUUAAAUGGUCUAAAAUGUCACUUCAGUCAUGUGUUAAGGUGGGCGUAGUAGCACAACUUUUGGAUAUAUUUGUAAUUUCUAUAUGAAACUCUAUGUGUUAAAAAUCAAGACAGCCUACCAUAUUUGUUCUAAUAAAUGCACAAUGUGUCUCCCAAAUACUUUAGAAUUCUGAAUUGAAGUUUACCCUGAUCAAAUAUGUUAUAUUUAUGCUAUUGCAUCCAUGUUUUGUAUCGCAAGAGAUCUGACAUGGAAGCAUAAAUGAACACAUUGGAAUUAUUUUGGAAAGCCAGAAAAUGUGGUAGAUUAUUUUAAUGAACUUUCUGAAGAGAGUUUUGAAUAGCAUGACUGGAGUUUCAUUUUAAAAGCUGGGUUAAUACGUCAAUGCAGCAUGAAAAUACGAGGACCAAUCUAAAUUAUUUUUAUGUCACCACCAAGAAUUGAUGAUAUAUUAUUACAGCCAUCUUUUUUGUGCUGGGGUCAUUAGUAUGUUACAAUAAAAUGCAUUUUCAUUCAUAUACAUGUAUUAAUGGAACUUAUAAAGUCAAAUAUUAUAGCAAAAGCUGAUGUUUUGUGUUAGAAUGGAAUUAUUAAACCUUAUAUCAGUUUGUAUCAAGAUUUCAUAAAGCAUAU
Owenia fusiformis is the source of this 4152-nucleotide messenger RNA. The record is from the annotation of a GenBank genome assembly. NCBI's taxonomy places the organism in Eukaryota, Metazoa, Annelida, Polychaeta, Sabellida, Oweniidae.